AUGACUGAGGCAUUGAAUAGAUACUUUGCAUCGGUCUUCACAGUGGAGGAGACUAAUAACAUGCCUGUAAGUGAUGAAGAGACAAAUGUAGGAGAGAAUAUGGAAAGAAUUGUUAUUAAGCUAAUGGAGCUAAAGAUAGAGAGCACUUGCGAAGGCCGUGUGGAGGUUUAUUAUGACAGUGUUUGGGGGAGAGUGACUGACACUCAGUGGAAUUUCAAUGAAGCAGAAGUGGUGUGCAGACAGCUGAAAUGUGGCUCUGCAAUAAACAUUUACAACCAAUUGAAGUUUGGGAAAGGCACCGGACCGACCUGGAUCAGUAAUGUCAGGUGCAACGGAAGUGAACCCUUCCUUUGGAAUUCCAGUUUUACAAAAUCGGAGCAGUUAUCAAUUGGAGAUGACGUGGGAGUGGUGUGCUCUGAUCAUAUUCGGAUAAGAUUGGUGGAUGGUGGAAGUCGCUGUGCUGGAAGGGUGGAGCUUUAUUCCAGUGGAACCUGGGGAACUGUGUGUGAUGACUCCUGGGAUUUAGCAGAUGCCCAAGUUGCCUGUAACCAGCUGAAGUGCGGACAGGCUAUAAAUGCAACAAUUUCCAGUUGGUUUGGUCCAGGAGUGGGGCCUAUUUGGUUAGAUAAUGUGAACUGCAGCAUGAAUGAUUCUGUUGUAUGGGAAUGCCUGGCUGGGCCAUCGAGUGAGAGCAAUUGCAAUCAUAAAGAAGAUGCUGGAGUUAUCUGCUUUGAGUUACGGCUAACUGCAGGAUUUGAGAAUUGUUCUGGAAGAGUUAAAAUAUUCUUCAAAGGUUCAUGGGGAACAGUUUGUGAUGAUUCCUGGGAUAAGCAGGAUGCUGCUGUCGUCUGUCAGCAAUUAAAUUGUGGUGGCCCAAUUUGGACUGUGGGAGGAAUGAUAUUCGACCAAGGCCAGCAGAAACUCACAGCGACUUUCAACCAGACAAGACCCCCUACUUUAAUCAUCCCUUCCAUUCUUGUUAUUCUUUUGAUUGCUGUGUCACUUGCUUUGGCUGCAGAAUUACAGAGAAGCUUCCAGAAAGAUUUGUUUCCUCCAUCUGAUGCUGAACUUGAAAGGGAAUAUGAUGAAAUUCAAUAAUUUGAGAUGGAGUUGUGAGGACUUUCAUCUGAGCAAAAGUGUAAUUGAGGACAACAUUUACAACAAAGUAUCUUACAGUUUUACCCAUUU
Chiloscyllium plagiosum (whitespotted bambooshark) is the source of this 1188-nucleotide messenger RNA. The record is from RefSeq and is a predicted model, not a curated record. Lineage: Eukaryota; Metazoa; Chordata; Chondrichthyes; Orectolobiformes; Hemiscylliidae.